Pisolithus orientalis is the source of this 171-nucleotide messenger RNA. RefSeq lists its product as uncharacterized. The record is from RefSeq and is a predicted model, not a curated record. NCBI's taxonomy places the organism in Eukaryota, Fungi, Basidiomycota, Agaricomycetes, Boletales, Pisolithaceae. The transcript has a single exon. The annotation marks the transcript as partial.
GCAAAAACUCCACUCAAGCUCAACAAAGUGUCUGGGAAGGAGUCAUCAAGUGCACUGGCAUUCUCUGAGCAGAAUUGGGGCACCAGCACUCGCAACUAUCACACAUCCAUUCCUAAAUGCAAUAAUGCUGCAAUGAGUGAGAUUGUUGCUAUGGCUCACACCCUCAUUAUC